Hippocampus zosterae (dwarf seahorse) is the source of this 1916-nucleotide messenger RNA. It is a transcript of the gene blk, whose product is annotated as BLK proto-oncogene, Src family tyrosine kinase. Lineage: Eukaryota; Metazoa; Chordata; Actinopteri; Syngnathiformes; Syngnathidae. The record is from RefSeq and is a predicted model, not a curated record. Bases 353 to 1819 code for a protein of 488 amino acids. Gene Ontology annotation, molecular function: non-membrane spanning protein tyrosine kinase activity; signaling receptor binding; ATP binding. Gene Ontology annotation, biological process: innate immune response; protein phosphorylation; cell surface receptor protein tyrosine kinase signaling pathway. The transcript has 12 exons. Gene Ontology annotation, cellular component: extrinsic component of cytoplasmic side of plasma membrane.
UGUUUUCCUCGAAAGUUGACGGUUAAGACUGGACGCGCUCUUCCGGCUUGGCCAAAUGUGAGCGACUCCCGCCUCUGGCGUCGACCAAAGGUUCCUUUUCGAAAAGUGUCUGCGAGGCGAGCGGAAGCACAAACCGUGGCGCACUUUAAUGAGGGCGCCCCAGCGCCCAAGGGAGGCGCCGGCCUUCAUCGCGAUAGAGGGAAGAGGAGGCAAAGGGACUUUUCACAUCCGCAGCAUCGGAAAAGACGCCCGCUACCGCCACAAGGCGAGUGUGCGCCAGCGCAAAUGAAUGGAUUUGGAUGUCCAUGGCAAGGUGAUAUCUCACAACUAGUGUUUAUCUUCAAGGGUCGGGAUGGGCUGCACGUGCAGCGGCCAUGCGGCGGAUGACAACUUUUACAAAAGAAAAAGCUGCUCCCCGGACACGCCGGCGGCAAGUCACAUGAUUUGGGGCGGAGAAACUUCCUGCGAUAACGAUGAUGUCGUGUUUGUGGCGCAACAUGACUUCCAGCCCACCAACCCCGGCGAACUGUCUUUCGGGAAGGGAGACCGCUUCCGGGUGCUGCAGGAGAACGGAGACUGGUGGCUGGCUCACUCGCUGGCCACGGGAGACCGGGGCUUCAUUCCGGCAAACUACGUCGCCCGGGCAGACAGCCUCGAGGUGGAGAAAUGGUUCUUCAAGGGUGUGAGCAGGAGAGAGACGGAACGCUUGCUCCUCGCGCCCGGAAACAAGCCCGGAGCUUUCCUCAUCCGGGAGAGCGAGACGUGUCGAGGUUCCUUCUCGCUGUCCAUCCGAGACUGCGCGGCGGACGGCGCCGGCGACGUGGUGAAACACUACAAGAUCCGCUCUCUGGACAUGGGAGGCUACUUCAUCUCUCCGUCCGGCGCCUUCCCGUCCCUGCAGGAGCUGGUCAAAUACUACACGUGUACGGCGGACGGUUUGUGCCAGCGUCUCUACGCCCCCUGCAAGAAGCGGCCGCCCCAGCAGCCGUGGGCUCCGGACGAAUGGGAGAUUCCUCGCGAGACGCUAAGACUGGUCAAGAAACUCGGGGCCGGACAGUUUGGAGAAGUAUGGAUGGGUUACUACAAGAACGCGCUGAAGGUUGCGGUCAAGACCCUGAAAGAAGGCACCAUGGAGCCUCGCGCCUUCCUGCAGGAAGCCAACCUGAUGAAGCGGCUGCAGCACGAGCGCUUGGUGCGACUCCACGCCGUGGUCACCCGGGAGCCCAUUCUCAUCAUCACCGAGUUCAUGAUCAACGGAUGCCUGCUGGACUUUUUAAAAACGGAUGAAGGAAAAAAGCUCGGGCUAAAUAAGCUGAUGGACAUGUCGGCACAGAUAGCCGAGGGCAUGGCCUACAUCGAGAGCAAGAACUCCAUCCAUCGGGACCUGCGGGCGGCCAACAUCCUGGUCAACGAGACGUUGCACUGCAAGAUCGCAGACUUUGGCCUGGCCCGGCUGGUCGAGUCGGAAUACACGGCGCAAGAAGGUGCGAAAUUUCCCAUCAAGUGGACGGCUCCCGAGGCCAUCAAUUACGGCACGUUCAGCAUCAAGUCGGACGUGUGGUCGUUCGGAAUCCUCCUGACAGAAAUCGUCACCUACGGAAGGAUACCAUAUCCAGGAAUGACGAACCCGGAGGUGGUCCGCAAGCUGGAGUGCGGCUUCCGCAUGCCGUGUCCGGAAGGCUGUCCGCCGGAGCUCUACCGCGUCAUGACGGCCUGCUGGAAAGAGAGGCCCGAGGAGAGGCCCACCUUUGAGUUUCUGCAAAACGUCCUCGAGGAUUUCUUCGUCGCCACCGAGGGACAAUACGAGAUGCAGACGUGACUUUGGAAAGAACAACCUUGAAAAAAACCCAAACAAUUUUAGUCACCAGAGUUGCUCAUCUUUUAUUACGCCAUGUAUUAAAAUGUGCAGACGGCAA